AUGAAGAAGAAGAAGGGUCUCAGUGCCGGCCAAGCUAAAGCAUUGCAUGAAAAGCAAGAUGGAACCAACUACCCUACCGAAUCACCUAAGGGUGUCCUUGAAGAAAGUGAGUCUUCGUCCGUGGGUUCCGAUGCUGAACUUGAAUCCGCACUCAACAAGUUUUUCGGCGGUCCUCCUUACUGCUUGAUCCUACCUGACUGCAUUCAGCGCCAUACCGAACCUCGGACGAGCAAGAGAGUGUGUAGGGGGCGCGUUCAAUCGUUCCACCGCUCAUACCCCAUUGUCACUUGGAUGGAUGUACUUUCUGAAGCAACAACCGCAGAUCAAUUUCAACUCCAGGCAAAUGGCAUGUACUGGUGUCGUAUUAAAGGAAGGGUGGUUGAGAUAUCUGCGGAGAAUUACCACUUCAUCGCAUUGGGUUACCCGCAACGCAUGAUGCAGUCUUCACACCUGUCUGAGGUGCAGAGAGGACAAGAGACUGCUGGUGCAGUUGCAAAACAAGGCGUCAGCCCUUUCAAUGCUGUCGUGAAUGACACAGGAUCGCUCGACAACUCUGUACCCGACCCAAUGGAUAUAACCCGAAGCUCAAUCGCAUCAGAUAUCUCACAUCAAACUGAGAAAAGCACCACGGUCUCACAUCAGAGUGAGAGAGAUGUCAAAGGAACCUCGCACGUAGCCCAAGAGUUCCAAGAUGAAACAUCACGGCUUCGCCCCAACAACAGACAGUCUGAUUUUCAGUCUCGACAUAAAGAGAGUUUCUAUCACUGGACCCCCAUUUUAGUCGCAAACAACCCGGUUAGACCAGAAGAUGACCCGAUCAAAUCUGACAUCACAACCCGCGCUCGGGAUGGCAGCACAGGAAGCUCGGGUAUCCCACAACAGUCCCCAUCCGAAAUAAGUAGUUCUGGAAACAAAGACAAACAACCAGCUACUCCGGUCCGUCGCAGGAAUGUUUUCAUUCCCUGGACCCCCUCUCCAAAGAAAGAAACCCGCACCCAGGGGAGUUCAGUUGCCUCUAAUACCUCCCCGCGUGCAGGACCGGCGAUGCGGUAUUCAUCGCGCGAACUAAGGGAGGGGCCAGCAUUUAUCAAGUCGCUCAUCGAGGCAGGCGCGUCGUCGGAAGAGCAGGAGGAGCUAUACGCAUCCAAGUUUGGUAUUUCUCGUUCCCAGUUUAGACUUGUCAAGAAGUUCGACCUGAUCGAUAUGAAAGACGGCGGCUUUGAAAAGGCGGCGUUCAAGAAGGCCUGGAAACAACACAAGCCUCAGUCCACCUCAGCAAAUAUGGAAACCCGAGAAUCCAGCGUGCCAACUGUAACUUCCCAGGCAAGUGGCGAGGGUGACAGGGGCAUGGGCAAGGGGAAGAAAAGGGACCCCGGUCCUUCUGAUGCUGCAUAA
This is a messenger RNA of Penicillium egyptiacum, 1395 nucleotides long. The record is from the annotation of a GenBank genome assembly. Lineage: Eukaryota; Fungi; Ascomycota; Eurotiomycetes; Eurotiales; Aspergillaceae.